Sabethes cyaneus is the source of this 498-nucleotide messenger RNA. RefSeq lists its product as uncharacterized. The coding region runs from base 77 to 484 and encodes 135 amino acids. Lineage: Eukaryota; Metazoa; Arthropoda; Insecta; Diptera; Culicidae. The record is from RefSeq and is a predicted model, not a curated record. The transcript has 3 exons.
UAAAAUUGUGUUAUAAUAAAUAAAAUACAAAUAAUUCCAGAGUUUCGCGAUUAGGGCGCAAUUAUUACUAGUAAAUAUGUCAAAACGAAAUGUAGCAUUUAUUAAACCUGAGGAGCCUGAUUUCUUAAAACGAAUGAAGGCCCAAAUCGGUUACAAAGAGGGUCCCACCGUCGACACAAAGCGACAAAACAUUGAAAACUUUGACGAUUCUGACGACGAUAGCCGUGAGGAACGAGAGGACGAAAAACCGCAGGUUGUAGUUCUAAAAACAGGCGACUUAACUGCGGAAGAGGCCGCCAAGGCCGAAAAAGAGGAAAGUGAACGUCCAGCAGAUUUGAGUAAAAAAAUAGUUUUUAAAUCGAAAAAGCUGAAAACGAAUCACGAUUCAGAUGACACACAAUCUCGAAAAGCAUCGAAAAAGAAACACAGAGAAACCAAAAGUAAAUUAUCGUUUAUGGGUAGUGACGAAGAUGAUGAGGGGUGAGUGGCGCUGAGUUU